This is a messenger RNA of Trichomycterus rosablanca, 6266 nucleotides long. It is a transcript of the gene tacc2, whose product is annotated as transforming, acidic coiled-coil containing protein 2. Bases 39 to 5483 code for a protein of 1814 amino acids. Gene Ontology annotation, cellular component: cytoplasm. NCBI's taxonomy places the organism in Eukaryota, Metazoa, Chordata, Actinopteri, Siluriformes, Trichomycteridae. Gene Ontology annotation, biological process: cerebral cortex development; mitotic spindle organization; cell population proliferation. The record is from RefSeq and is a predicted model, not a curated record. The transcript is spliced from 19 exons.
AGAAUGUCAAUAAGCCUGGAAGCUCUGAGGAAACCAUAAUGGGCCUUGGUAAAGCAGGAGAUCUAGACAUAAAUAAGUCAUCUGAGCCAUUUGAGACAUUCAGCAUCACACAAGAGGAAGGUAAAACAGAGGAUAACUGUUUCAGUGCAGUAAUAUCUGGCAACAACAAGUGUCCUGUGGUAUCCAGUGUCAGGAAUGGUGGUAUGCAGGCAUCUGGCAAUAAAGUAAACCAAAAAAAGACAGACAGUCAGGAGUGCAAAUCUUCAGAAAGCCCACCUGUGGAAUUUUUACCUCUUGAGACUACAGAGCUAAAACCUGAGCUACAAGAAUCAUCUGUAACUGUCAAAGUCUUACAGGAAAUUGAAAGCAAACAUUUGGACUCUACAAAGGAAUCACAGGCUACUGUGAAUAAACCUGGCGAACUGGAGGAUACAAUUUCUGACCACUGUAAAUCUGUAAAACUGACCAUAAAUGAUUCACCCGAGCCGCUUGGAAAUUCUAGCACCUCACGUCAUGUAGAGAAAACAGAGGAUCAGUGUUAUAAUGUUUUCAAGUGGGAGAACAGCAAGUGUGUUGAGGUGUCUGAUGUUCAGACUGAGGGUUUGCUGGAAUCUAGCAAGCAAGCGAACCAAAACAAAACAGAAAAUCAAGAAUUGGUAGACAUAACAACAUCAUUAUUUGAAAAUAAAGAUGUGAAACCUGAGCUGAGAGAAUCAUCAGUGUCUGUAAACAUAUUAAAACAAAGUGGGAGCGAACUUGUAGAUUGUACCAUUGAACCGCAGGUCUGUGUUGCUGAACCUGUGAAUCUAAAUGAAGCUGAAGCUGACCUCUGUAAAGCAGAAGUGUCUCAAAACGAUUCAUCUAAGCCUUGUAUUAAUUCAAACACUCCACACACUGAAAUAAAAACAGAGGAUCAGUGUUUAAGUGCAUCCACCUUUGACAACAAGUGUCCUGAGGUGUCUGAAACUCUGAGACUUAAUAAUGAACAGAAAGCAGGGCAUACUGCGUCCAGCAGUGAUAAACAGCUCACAUUAAUGACCUCCCCCAUUCUGGAUUCUGUCCUGGAUAAGAAAGUGGAAAGUGAAAAAGUGGAAAGUGCUCCUCAAGAAUGGGACAAUGCAGGGCUGACCAAUAAAGCUCAGACUUACCAGACGUUUCUAGAACCUAGCCAUGCACAGAACAAAGAGUGGCAGGAUGCGGUCCAUCCUGAAGCACAACACACAGAUGUACAGGAAUGUAUUACAUUAAUGGAAACUGUAGAGAACCCAGAAACAAGUGUUUCAUCAGAGGCCAAUCAGAUUGAGCACGAACAGGAAGAGAUAAACGGAUGCGAGGAAAAGAAAAGAGAAGAUGAUGUAGCAGAGAGCCGGAAACUUGUCAAAAUGCCUGAAAGUCAUGAGAGCGAGCAAGACAUCGAGAAAGGGACCAUAAAAGACCUCCCGGACAACUUUUUCUCCUCUGCAGAGAAAACAGUAGGCGAUGACACUGACCUGUUAGCAUCAACAUGCAGUGAUGGAUUGAAGUCUGAAAAGAAACAGGACUCUGCCUCAGAACAGUUAUCAAACAUCACUCACAAAGACAUUUCCAUGGUGUCAGAGUCACAGGACCCUUCCCAGACAUUACUCGGUACCAAAACACAGUCCAGUAAUGAUGAAACAAAAUCAUUUAUUCAGAUAAUGCGUGAAAGAGCCUCUGAAGUAUCAAAAACUGAGAGUGAAAAUGAUUUUAACUCAACAGAUGGGGAGGUCAGCGAAGUAGCACAGAAGGAAAAGACUGACGGUAAUAAGAGCACUGGAUGUACAUCCACAAAUGAGGAAUGGGCAGUUACUAUUGGGACUUGUGUGUCUAAGGAAGUUUCAGACAGCCCAGGUGCAGCUGUUGACCCCAUAAUAGAGCUGAAUCCAAAAAAAGAGAGACCAGACACAGAAAGGUCAUGUGAAAGUUCAGACUCGCUAAAAGCAUUAACGCAGGCAGCCGCCAUCUCUCAUACUCAACAGGAGUGUAAGCUUGGAUCUGCAGAUGACAGACCCUUUGACAGGGCUCAGGCUGAACCGGAGUUCCAUUACCCUGCUGAGGAGGGCCCAACUGAAUUAAAGGAACAGCCCGAGGACCCACUAGAUAUCAGGCCCCAGCUGACAGAAGCAGCUGAAGAGAGCGAGUUUGACCCUGACUUCCCCCCACCCCCAGAGGAGCAUCUACUACUUUCUGCACUCCCAGCUCACCUGUUUGAAGUCAAUGCCGAGUUCCCCACGCCACCUUCUACCCCCCCAGAGAGUCCUCCUAUAGAGCCUGAACCUGAGUCUGUUCCCGUGGUUUUUACCGCUUGUCCUUCAUCUGACCCAGAUCAGGUGCCUUCAUCUCCAGUUCUUCCUCUGCAGUUCCAGCACGACCAGCACCCUACAGCUAGGAGCUCAGAUUCUGAUGGCACAUUUGAGACCCCUGAAUCCACCACCCCUGUGAAGACUGCAUCUCCCCAACUUCCUCCACCCGAGCAGCCUGAGCCCAGCACAGAGCCUUUGACAGUUGAGGACACAGAACCAUGUCCUCCAUCCACCUUAACACUAGAUGACUCUAUCACUGAUGUUCUUGAUCCUCCUUUACAACGGAAGUCCAGUCGCGCACUCUCCCCUGUCUUUGAUGAGGACAAGCCCAUAGCAAGCAGUGGAGCCUACAACCUUGACCACCUACUUUCUUCUGACUCCGUAUUAGCACCUCUAACCCGCUCACUCAGCUUCCAGUCUGGAGAGUUAGACAGCAUUAACUCUGGAGACAGAACUGAGGAGGGAUCUUUUGACAUAGUUACUCAUCUCAGAUCGGAAUCUUUUAGUGUGGGUACAGAGAGUGCUCCAGGGACCCUCCGUCGUGUCAAAAAGCCUCGACCGGGCUCACUGAAGAAGAAGCCACUUUCAAGGCAGAACUCAAAUCCAGAAAGUGCUGAAAGAUCUGGCUCAUCCAGCAGUACACCAGACGUAAGGAAAAAAGGGAAGCCUCAGACAGAAGGUCCUUCACAAGAACAAGAGGAGAAGGCAGGCCCCUGUACCUCUCCUAGUCCCAGCCCUGCAGGCACCCUUAGGAGGACCAGAAUUAAGUCUCGAGUGGAGAGUCCUCCACCGGUAGCUGAAGAAAGCCCUCCAGAUCCAGCACCGAUAACUACAAAACCCCAGGAAGAGGCUCCCUCAGUUCCUGACGAGGACUCCCCUAUUCCUCUCAGUGCCAGCUACCAAUGGGACCCAGACAACUUUGAAAAUAUUGACCCGUUUUGCUCAGGUGGCAGUAAGAUUGCCAACUCUCCGGUCUUGGGUAGAAAAAUUGACUUUGCUCCCUCUCCACAGCCCACCCCUGUUCCUACCAAGGAACUUGCUGCCUCUGCUACACUCCACUCAGAGAAACCCCUUUGCCCUGAGGAGCAGCCAAUCACCAAGCGGUCUGUCAGACUAGAAUUUGAUUACUCUGAGAAGAGUGGGGACACAUCACAGGACACUCCUCUCCCUCCAAAAAAACUAGGCAAGAAACCAGGGGCCAAGAUGCCCAUUCGAAAGCCAAAGCUGACGAAUAAGAAACCCGCCCAACUGCGGACUGAGCAGCUAGACAACGUGCCUGCUGCAGGGAAUUCAAUUGACAUCGAUGAUAUUCCCAUUCCCAAAGCAUCCUGCAAUUUUGAUCCCAGCAAAUGGGAUGAUCCUAAUUUUAAUCCUUUCUCAUCAGCGAAAGAUAUCCCCAACUCCCCAGGUCAGUCUAGGGCAAGUUACAGUUUUAAUGAGGAAUCUUUCGAUGACUCGGUCGACUCCUUUAAAACGUCCAUCAGGAUGGCGAAUUCACCACCAAAACCAGCAUCUUUUGAAGUGUCCAGCAAUGACAAUGAAAACGACAAUGACAACAUUGAUGAGCUGGAUGAUCACAAUCAGAAUAAACCAGCCAAAAACAAGAAAAAGCCACUUAAAUCGAAGUCCAGUGGUUUCUCUUCUCUCUGUUGUGCUUUUAACACAUUCAGAGUGAAGAAGUCACCAAAGAGGUCACCUCUGUCUGAACAGUCUGCAAAAGUUCCCCAGGACCGCUCAAAUGAUACCAGAACUGAUCACAUGCAAGACCUUGCCACAGAUGAAGAGAAGCUGGCCUCCUCCACCAACCAGAAAUGGACAGCUCGGCACGACGUACAAAUGGAGUUGACGUCUGAUGUCCAGGACUUUCCUCAGCCUUCGGACCUCACGGCAUUUGUCAACGAGAGCAACUUACCUACACAGAACCAGGACUAUGAAAUUGAAUACAUGGAGAAGAUUGGCACCAACACACCACCUUUAUCAGUAAAAAAGCCCUUCCUCUACCUAAAUCUGGAUCCAGUGACAGACAGUCCACAACAAACCCUGAAUAUGGACCAAUCAGGACCCAACUCUCCUUGUACAGGGAGUUUUGAGGAAAUGGAGGCAAAGAUCUCAAUGGAGGGGAAAUCACCUGUAGUGACGUCCCAUGAGACCCACGAACCCCCAGCAUUAGUGAAAAGCAGACAGAAGGAAAGCAAAUCUCAAAGUAGAGCACAGAGCAGUGAGAGAGGUCGACGGGGCCCUGCGGACCCGACCGAUCUAACACUGUUAGACAAGCUGAGUGAAUCGUCGGUCCCCCUCAGCUACCUGGAGCCUGACCUGGCAGAGACCAACCCCACAGCAUUCGCCCUCAAACUGCAGGAAGAGCUAGUGCUCGCAGCCCUGAGGAUUGAGGCACUACAGGUAGCCCAAAACAUCUCUCAGAGCCCUACUCUAUCCACUGUUUCCCCUCAGGUGAAAGAAGUAGCCUCAUCAGGGGACAGUGGUGUGUCUAAAGGUUCCCUGUAUUCCCGGGUGGGGUACAGUGAAGCAGAGAGCCCCUACCUUCCUCGAGAACUGGACCACUCACUUGGGAUAGCAAGAGAAGAGGUGGUUGCCAAAGAAAAAGAAGUGUUAGAGUGGCAGCAAAAGUACGAGGAGAGUCGACAGGAACUGGAGGAGAUGAAGAAAAUAGUUGCAGAAUAUGAGAAGACAAUUGCACAAAUGAUUGAGGAUGAACAAAAGGAAAAAUCUCUGUCCCAUCAUACCAUCCAGCAGCUGAUUUUGGAGAAGGAUCAAGCUCUGGCUGAUCUCAACUCUGUGGAAAAGUCGCUGGCAGAUUUGUUCCGCCGUUAUGAGAAAAUGAAAGACGUUUUGGACGGCUUCCGCAAGAAUGAGGAUGUGCUGAAAAAAUGUGCACAGGAGUACCUGUCUCGGGUCCGCAAAGAAGAGCAGCGCUACCAGGCUUUAAAAAUCCAUGCUGAGGAGAAGCUAGAUAAGGCAAAUGCAGAAAUUGCUCAAGUGCGUACCAAAGCUAAACAAGAACAGGCGGCGUACCAGGCCAGUCUGAGGAAAGAACAAAUGAAGGUGGAUUCACUGGAACGCACACUGGAGCAGAAGAACAAAGAAAUCGAGGAGUUGACCAAGAUCUGCGAUGAGCUGAUUGCCAAAAUGGGAAGGAGCUAACUGUCCCCUACACUCUAUCCACACCAGCACAGAAUCUUAAUUGUCCUGUUGCGUGCUGGACUGAACCAUGGACUGUUCACAGAUCUUCAACACUACUGAUAUUUGUUGUAAAGUGUAUCUCCUAAGGACUGGGAGGAUCCACACUCCACUGUAAUUACUCACAGAGCAUUUUGAUGUUUACUGUUUACUGAUGUACCUGUAAUAAGGGUGACGUGGAUGUUUUUAGAGAUGUUCCCCAUCAGUAAAGAAUUUUAUGACAGUGUGUGAAUGAGGGAGAAAGAGUGCUUGGCGUGAGGAUGAUGAUUUGAGUGCUACGAUGCCAUGACAGCCACUGAUGGAGCUGACUGUUAAUUCUGUGGUAUCCUCUUUGAACUUGAAAACACAAGUGAUAAGAAAGACAGCGUCUAUAAAUAUUAGAAACAAUGAUACAAAUGCAUGUGUUCGAAUGAAACCUCGUUUCUGUGAAUAUAAGCUGAAUAUAGUUUAGGAACACAUCUGCGGGUUUUGAUACUGUUUAAUCUGCUUCCUUGUGGAUAUUUGUAGAUAAUGUUAGUUUUAUUGCCUCUUAGCAAAACUGAUGUGCAAUUUCAUUUUGGGAAUUUUAUUUUAAUAUGUUAAUUAGCAUAAUGUAUUAUUUCUGGUUGUAAAUGAGCUACAUUUAUUUGAAUGGGAUUGUCUUAGUCCUGCUCUGGUUGAUGUGACACAGUGGAAGUCUCCUUGAGAAGGAGCUCUACUCAGCUGCACAGCACCUGCUUACGAAGUGCAAUAAAAGAUGGCAAUAAA